AUGAGCGAGCCGGAAGCGUGGCGCGCGGCGCUCGUGCGGGGCGCGACGUGGGUGCAAACCGGGAGUGCCGCGACGCUCGGCAGCGUGCUUGUUACGCACCUGGCCGCGCCGGUAGUCGCUGGCCUCGUGGGCCCGGCCGGCCUCGAUAGGGCGAACCAGACGAUGCUCCUCGGCCGGGUGUACUACCAAAGCCCCAUGCUGGAGCCGGUCGUGGUGUGGGGCGCGCUCGGUGCGCACCUGCUCUCGUCGAUUGUGCGCCGCGCGCUCAUGCGCCAUGCCAAGUCAAAAGGGGCGUGGGACGUGCGCCGCUGGACGUGGGGCCAGUGGCACAGCGCCGCGGGCUUUGUCCUCGCCCCGGUGCUCCUCCUCCACGUCUGGACGAACCGCGUGGCGCCCGCGACGGCCGCGGCGCCCAUCGCGGCGCUCUCGCCGUCGGAGCUCGAUAUGGCGUACGUAGGUUUCGGCCUCACCGACGUGCGGUACCGCGCCGUGUCGUGGGGCGCCUAUACCCUGCUCAUUGCCUCGACGGCCGUGCACUGGCUCGGCGGCGCGCCAAAGAUGGCGCGCCGCCUCGGGCGCAAAGCCGUCUCGCCGCGCGCCGCCGCGUACGCCGCGCUGGGCCUCGGCGUACUCUUGGCGCUCGGGACAAGUGCGAUUGCACGCGACGGCGUCGACGGCGUCGGCGCGGCGAUGCUCGAACGCAUUCACGCAUCCUACGCACAAGUAUAUAGGGUAUAA
This is a messenger RNA of Malassezia japonica, 738 nucleotides long. RefSeq lists its product as uncharacterized. The transcript has 2 exons. The record is from RefSeq and is a predicted model, not a curated record. Gene Ontology annotation, cellular component: membrane. NCBI's taxonomy places the organism in Eukaryota, Fungi, Basidiomycota, Malasseziomycetes, Malasseziales, Malasseziaceae. Bases 1 to 738 code for a protein of 245 amino acids. Gene Ontology annotation, biological process: lipid homeostasis.